This is a messenger RNA of Odontomachus brunneus, 1814 nucleotides long. RefSeq names its product 26S proteasome regulatory subunit 7 (gene Rpt1). The coding region runs from base 282 to 1586 and encodes 434 amino acids. NCBI's taxonomy places the organism in Eukaryota, Metazoa, Arthropoda, Insecta, Hymenoptera, Formicidae. Gene Ontology annotation, molecular function: proteasome-activating activity; ATP hydrolysis activity; ATP binding. Gene Ontology annotation, biological process: proteasome-mediated ubiquitin-dependent protein catabolic process. Gene Ontology annotation, cellular component: proteasome regulatory particle, base subcomplex. The record is from RefSeq and is a predicted model, not a curated record. The transcript is spliced from 6 exons.
UGAUUUAACAAAUAUUAUCAAUGUUAAGAUUCAACGGAAUUCUGUUUAUGUUUGGAAACACUAAAAAAAUAAUGUUAUUUAACAAAAAAGAAAGUAAAAUCUUGAUUCUAUUUAUCAUCGCACAUUCUCCAUCUCUACCUUCCACUGUCGAUUUCGCUUGUAAUUGAAGUGAAACCUAACCUAACAUUAUUUCAUGCAGAGUCAAGAACGUCAGCUUGGCGAGUAGUACACGAAACAAAGAGUGUGGUGCGGAUAAUUAAGACGAUUUAAUAAGUGCAAAAAUGCCGGACCAUUUAGGAGAAGAUAUGCGAAAAGUGAAGAAUGAGGAGGAGAAGGAAGAAAAAGAGAUAAAAUCAUUGGAUGAAGGUGAUAUCGCUUUAUUGAAGACUUAUGGUCAAGGACAAUAUACAAAAUGCAUUAAGGCCGUUGAAGAGGAUAUUCAGACAAUCAUCAAGCGUGUGAAUGAACUAACUGGGAUUAAAGAGUCGGAUACUGGUCUAGCACCACCAGCACUUUGGGAUUUGGCUGCAGACAAGCAGACUUUACAGAAUGAACAACCUCUCCAAGUGGCACGUUGUACUAAAAUCAUAAACGCGGAUUCUGAUGAUCCAAAGUACAUAAUAAAUGUGAAGCAAUUUGCAAAGUUUGUGGUUGAUUUGGCGGAUUCCGUGGCACCUACUGAUAUAGAGGAAGGCAUGAGAGUGGGAGUGGAUCGUAACAAGUACCAGAUUCAUAUCCCGUUACCAUCUAAAAUCGACCCGACCGUGACAAUGAUGCAAGUAGAGGAGAAGCCCGACGUCACCUACAGCGACGUCGGUGGCUGCAAGGAACAAAUUGAGAAGUUACGAGAAGUCGUCGAAACACCAUUGUUACACCCAGAAAAAUUCGUCAAUUUGGGCAUCGAGCCACCGAAAGGAGUUCUAUUGUUUGGACCACCAGGUACAGGGAAGACCCUGUGCGCCAGAGCGGUGGCUAACAGAACGGAUGCCUGUUUCAUACGUGUGAUCGGCUCAGAAUUGGUGCAGAAAUAUGUUGGUGAGGGUGCCCGAAUGGUCAGAGAACUGUUUGAAAUGGCGCGUAGUAAAAAAGCGUGCUUGAUAUUCUUCGAUGAGAUUGAUGCGAUCGGCGGUGCACGUUUCGACGAUGGCGCGGGCGGCGAUAACGAAGUGCAAAGGACUAUGCUCGAGUUGAUCAAUCAGUUAGAUGGAUUUGAUCCACGCGGCAACAUAAAGGUCCUGAUGGCGACAAACAGACCGGACACCUUGGAUCCUGCGCUGAUGCGGCCGGGCCGUCUCGAUAGGAAAAUCGAAUUCGGCCUGCCGGAUCUUGAGGGACGCACACAUAUCUUCAAGAUCCACGCGCGCUCGAUGAGCGUCGAGAGGGACAUCAGAUUUGAAUUGCUUGCACGCCUUUGUCCGAAUAGUACUGGCGCCGAAAUACGUUCUGUCUGUACCGAGGCUGGUAUGUUCGCGAUUCGCGCGCGCCGCAAAGUCGCCACGGAGAAGGAUUUCCUCGAGGCGGUCAACAAGGUCAUCAAGUCGUACGCUAAAUUCUCCGCAACACCCAAGUACAUGACUUACAAUUAGAGCGCAUUGCGCGAUCAUUUCGAUUUUCUUCGCUAAGUUAUCAUUAGAUAAGACUUAGGUGUUAUUAUUUCUAUCAAUUGGAAGAUAAAUCAGAAAGCAAGUCAGUGUCUUCAAGCAGUAAAAUAAUAAAUGUUGUUUUCUGUUUAUCCGGUAGCAAAUUGCGAUUAAAUUAUAAUAAGACAGAAGCUGUAUACAAGGUGAAUCAAUAAUAAUGAUCAUAUGAGAUAA